AUGGCUAGGGCUCGAAGUAGGGUUCCUAAUGUUCUAUUGGUGACUUCAGUUUGGUCGUCUGUUUGGGGAUGGCUAGAGGGGCAGCAGUUUACUGUAGUAAUUCCCAAAGGGAGUCCUAUUCCUUGUUUAAAGGUUGUAACAAUCCUCCGGUCAGGUACAUUUACUGUUGAUGUGCAGUAUGCUGAUGUUAGUGAGCUGCAGGCCCCAGCAAAGAUCAGCUCCUAUACGAUUGGCCCUUUCCAAUCAAUUGGUGGUGAUCGCGCUAAACUUAAGGUUAAAGUGCGGUUAAACCUGCAUGGAAUUGUGGCUAUUGAAUCAGCAACGGAAAGUAUUGCAGCUGAAUUCAUUGAUAGGCUUGUAAAGUGGACCAAAACAUUAAGAUAUCUGAUCCAUUUGAGGAAGGCUGUCGACUUGGCCCUGUUAUUGGUAAGGGGCAAUUUGCUUCAGUACGAUAAAAUUAUGAAGUUCAUAUCAAUAGCAAAGAGUGAGGGGGCAACUAUCUUGUGUGGAGGUUCCCGCCCUGAGAAUUUGAAGAAAGGGUAUUUCAUCGAACCAACUAUUAUAAGUGAUAUCUCCACGUCCAUGCAAAUAUGGAGGGGAGAAUUUUUUGUCCCUGUCUUAUGUGUUAAAACAUUUAGUUCUGAAGAUGAAGCUCUUGAAUUGGCAAAUGAUACAGAGAGUAUGGUUUAGCUUCUAUUGUGUUUUCAAAAGACCUUGAAAUAUGUGAAAGGGUAUCGAAGCUUUUGGAAUCUGGAGCUGUGUAGGGUAAUUGCUCACAACCAUGCUUUGUUCAUGCUCCAUGGGGAGGCAUCAAGCGUAGUGGUUUUGGACGUGAGCUUGGGGAAUGGUGUUCCAUUUUCCCAGCAACUUAUUGUGACUGAAAGAGCUUGGUGUGCAUGGUGUGAUUACUUUAAUUGAGUUUGGUGCACACUUUUUCAGUCUACUAAUUAGAUAUAGGAUUCUUGCUCAUGUAUCUAUAUUGAUGUAACUUUCUUGAUGCAAAUAAAUGAUCUCUGUUUAUGAAAAAUAAUGUGAUGUUUGUCCUUUUCUCUUUGUUCGAA
This is a messenger RNA of Beta vulgaris subsp. vulgaris (sugar beet), 1061 nucleotides long. Its product is annotated as betaine aldehyde dehydrogenase, chloroplastic. The record is from RefSeq and is a predicted model, not a curated record. Lineage: Eukaryota; Viridiplantae; Streptophyta; Magnoliopsida; Caryophyllales; Amaranthaceae. The transcript has 9 exons. Bases 1 to 690 code for a protein of 229 amino acids. Gene Ontology annotation, molecular function: oxidoreductase activity, acting on the aldehyde or oxo group of donors, NAD or NADP as acceptor.